Sphaerodactylus townsendi is the source of this 1523-nucleotide messenger RNA. It is a transcript of the gene LMCD1, whose product is annotated as LIM and cysteine rich domains 1. Lineage: Eukaryota; Metazoa; Chordata; Lepidosauria; Squamata; Sphaerodactylidae. Gene Ontology annotation, molecular function: zinc ion binding. The transcript has 6 exons. The record is from RefSeq and is a predicted model, not a curated record. Bases 302 to 1384 code for a protein of 360 amino acids.
CCUUUGGGGUUAACCAAAGCAAACCCUAGAAUGUGCGGAGAAAGCCUCACUUCCCAUUGGCUCAAAGAGUUUGAACUCCGCCUCUGAUUGGCUGUCAGGAUUUUAAAGGGAGUUGCGGGUCCCGGUUAAAGGAACAUCGCGAGGGUAGUUCAUGGUUAGAAAGUUAGAUUCAGCAAGUGAGCGGCGCCCCGGCACCUAUAGCAGAUCGCUCUGCGGCUGGUGUCAGUAUUAAAAGCUGCAUCGAGUUUAUUUUUCUCAUUUCUGAAUAAGAAAAAAAAGAGGAAGUAAGGACAACUGAGGAAUGGACCUGAGUUCAGGAGUUCAGAAGAUGUCUGUUAGCCAGCAACAUUCAGGAAGAGGCGUGCCUUGCUUGAGAUGUAGGGGGAUGUGUACGGGCUUUGAACCGCAUUCUUGGAGGAAAAUAUGCAAGUCAUGCAAAUGCAGCCAGGAAGAUCACAGUCUCAGCUCCGAUGCAGAAGAUGAUCGGAAAAUUGGCCGCCUGCUCUCAGAUUCAAAAUAUUCCUCGCUAACUGCUCGGGUGAAAGGAGGUGAUGGCGUUCGCAUCUAUAAAAGGAACCGCAUGAUUAUCACUAAUCCUAUUGUGUCCCGAAAAGAUCCGACUUUUGAUACUGUUACAUAUGAAUGGGCUCCUCCUGGACUCACUCAGAAACUGGCGACCCAGUACAUGGAACUGAUUUCAAAAGAAAUGCAGCCGGUGGCUGGUACAGAAGGAGCUUAUUAUCGGCGCAGGCGGAUGAUGAGACAGCUUCCGAUUUAUGACCAGGACCCUUCCCACUGCUGUGGCCUUUCUGAGAAUGAAGUAAAGCUGAUGGAAGACUUUGUAAAGCAAUAUAAAAGCGAGGCCCUCGGAGUGGGAGAAGUUGCUCUGCCGGGUCAAGGAGGAGCCACCAAAGAUGAAGGGAAACAGCAAGAUAAAAAUGUCCCUGCGAACAAGGAAACAGUUUCAACCAAUGGAACGCUGGCUAAUGCUGCCAAGAGACAGGAAUAUUUUUGUGACCUCUGCAAGCAUCUGCUGCCCAUGGAAUGCCCUGUGAUCUAUGCUGACAGAGCAGGCUAUGAUCACCAGUGGCAUCCCGCAUGCUUUGUGUGCUCCAAGUGCUCUGAACCUCUUGUUGAUCUCAUCUACUUCUGGAAUAAUGGAGCCAUUUGGUGCGGACGCCAUUACUGUGAGAACAUCCGGCCGCGCUGCACAGCCUGCGAUGAGAUCAUAUUUUCUGAGGACUACCAACAAGCCGAAGGUUUUGUCUGGCAUAAGAAACACUUUACCUGCUUGGAGUGUGAGACAUUGCUUUCUGGCAAACCCUUCAUCCUGGAUGGUGCCAACUUGCUGUGUACGACUUGCAGUAAAAACAAACAACUUUAAAGAGGGUGUGUAUUUUCAAAACCCCAACUCAGAGGAGAUAUGAUUUAAUGGGCCAGAAAAUGGUAGGGAGGGAGGCAUAAGGGAAGGAAGGCUGCAUACUCAACUGUAUUUAUGAAUAAAUAUAAUUGGUUCCACUGAA